AUGCCGGAGGUGACUUCAAAGGGUACUACUAUUUCCAAGAAGGGGUUCAAGAAAGCUGUGACUAAAACUCAGAAGAAAGAAGGGAAAAAGCGCAAGAAAUGCCGUAAAGAGAGCUAUUCUAUUUACAUCUACAAGGUGUUGAAGCAGGUUCACCCGGACACUGGUAUCUCCUCCAAGGCCAUGAGCAUCAUGAAUUCUUUUGUCACUGAUAUUUUCGAACGCAUAGCAGGCGAGGCUUCUCGCUUGGCUCUUUACAACAAGCGUUCAACUAUCACAUCCAGGGAGAUCCAGACUGCUGUGCGCCUGCUGCUGCCCGGGGAGCUGGCCAAACACGCCGUGUCGGAGGGCACCAAGGCCGUCACCAAAUACACCAGUUCCAAGUAA
This is a messenger RNA of Orycteropus afer afer, 384 nucleotides long. Its product is annotated as histone H2B type 1-A. Gene Ontology annotation, molecular function: structural constituent of chromatin; DNA binding; protein heterodimerization activity. The transcript has a single exon. Gene Ontology annotation, cellular component: nucleosome. NCBI's taxonomy places the organism in Eukaryota, Metazoa, Chordata, Mammalia, Tubulidentata, Orycteropodidae. The coding region runs from base 1 to 384 and encodes 127 amino acids. The record is from RefSeq and is a predicted model, not a curated record.